AUGCGCUCCCCAGGCAGCACAGCCCAGCAGUUGCAGCAGUUUGGCAGCAAGCACCCACACUCCAGCAGGAUGGACAGACUCAGCAUCGCGUUCAUCCUCACCCUGGCGGUAGCAUCCAUCAGCGCUGAUGAGAAGAGCAAGUGUGUCCUGACAGGAUUUUGGAGCAACAACCUGGGCUCCAACAUGACCAUCAAUUUUGUGAAUGACAAAGGCGAGUUCUCUGGCUUGUAUCACACUGCCGUGACAGCAUCGAACAACGAAAUCAAGAUUUCUCCACUGCAGGGAUCCCAGCAUCUCAAGAACAAGGAGAACCAGCCCACCUUUGGUUUCACUGUCAACUGGAGUUUUUCAGAUUCCACCACCGUCUUCACAGGACAGUGCUUCGUGGAUGAUGAUGGGAAGGAAAUUCUGAGGACCACAUGGCUCCUGAGAGACGAGGUUGGCAACCUCAAGGAGGACUGGAAAGCCACCAGUAUUGGCAGUGACGUGUUCAGCCGGUCCCGGUGA
Tinamus guttatus (white-throated tinamou) is the source of this 507-nucleotide messenger RNA. NCBI's taxonomy places the organism in Eukaryota, Metazoa, Chordata, Aves, Tinamiformes, Tinamidae. The record is from RefSeq and is a predicted model, not a curated record.